Mycosarcoma maydis (corn smut) is the source of this 693-nucleotide messenger RNA. RefSeq lists its product as uncharacterized. The record is from RefSeq and is a predicted model, not a curated record. Gene Ontology annotation, molecular function: RNA polymerase II cis-regulatory region sequence-specific DNA binding; protein heterodimerization activity; DNA-binding transcription activator activity, RNA polymerase II-specific. The transcript has a single exon. NCBI's taxonomy places the organism in Eukaryota, Fungi, Basidiomycota, Ustilaginomycetes, Ustilaginales. Gene Ontology annotation, biological process: regulation of transcription by RNA polymerase II. Gene Ontology annotation, cellular component: nucleus; CCAAT-binding factor complex. Bases 1 to 693 code for a protein of 230 amino acids.
AUGUCGACAUCAACGUCCACUUCGACGCCGAUAGGCGCAUCUACUUUGCUCGAUGCGCCCAUUUCUGGGACUUGCACACCAGUCUCGUAUGCGUCUCCCUCGCCCAAUCCCGCCUCACACACACACACACACUCGCACCUCCACCACUCCACCACCGCAUCGAAUCAUGACACUUCUACACCAUCGUCCACAACCUCGAUCGAUCUCUCCAACCUCGCCUCGCACCCCACGUACACAGCACUCUUCCCCGACCCGGAUCUACCCAUAGCCAAUAUCUCGCGAAUCAUGAAACGAUCGCUACCGGAAAAUGCGAAAAUCGCAAAGGACGCCAAAGAAUGCGUUCAAGCGUGCGUCUCGGAACUGAUCAGCUUCAUCACCUCUGAAGCCUCGGAUAAAUGUGCUGCCGAAAAACGAAAGACCAUCAACGGCGACGACAUCCUCUACGCAAUGCGCGUCCUAGGCUUUGACAACUACGAAGAGGUCCUCAGAGUCUACCUCAGCAGAUACAGGAUGGAUCAGGAAUCCAAUCCAAGACAGAAAAAGAGAGCCAAAACGGGUACAAAGAUCAUCGACGAUGAUGACGAUGAUGACGAUGAAGAAGACGACGACGACGCAGCAGAACCAGACCUCACUACCAGACCACACUCGCUUUUCCACAGCCCCGCCUUCCACCAUGACUCGUCAAAUCCUUGA